UCCUUUGACACGGUUAACCGAUACGAGACGGUUUUUAGCCCAUCUUUCUCGCGGUUUUGACUAUUUUAACAUGUUUAGCUGUCGCCGUGAAUCCGGAGUUGUGCGAACCAGUCGCACUCGUUUUUAAUAGUGAAAAUCUCCUGUGGUGAAAAACUAGGUUGAAAAUCCUGUGCCGAGCGCCCCGUCAGUAAUAUUUGCUUUAUUGAUAUUUUGAGUGCCACGGGCCUGGCGGUGUCUAUGCAUAUCUUGAGAAUUUGGACGGUAUUCUAGACCACCUCGGAGAUAGACAACUCUUCAAAUCUGAUUCGAUCGCCCAUUUGACACCAUGGCAGAAAUAGUUUACCCUCAAGGGUGUCGAUCCGUCAGCGAAGAUUUGGGGCCCGAUGAAUUAAUCAGGCGACUGAAGACUUUGGCCCACACGCUACAGGCGAUGGGUCAGGAUGAGGGAAUGUAUCAGCAAUAUAUUCCUCUGGCCCUUCAUUUGGCGGAGGAUCAUUUUCUAUUGCACCAGAGCAAAGAUGUUCAACUUCUAAUCGCGUGCUGCAUUGCUGAUGUUUUGAGAGUCUAUGCGCCCGAGGCUCCGUAUAAAGAUGCUGAUCAGGUUAAAACGAUAUUCCUCUUCCUGAUCAAGCAACUGGCAGGCUUGAAAGAUCCCAAAGAUCCGGCCUUCAAACGGUAUUUUUACCUCCUCGAAAAUUUGGCCUACGUAAAAUCCUUCAACAUGUGCUUCGAACUUGAAGACUGCCAGGAAAUUUUCUGCGCCUUAUUUUCACUCAUGUUCAAAAUAGUCAAUGACGAACAUUCUGGCAAAGUCAAGAGUUUUAUGCUCGACGUAUUGUGUCCACUGAUCACUGAAUCAGAUAUCGUGAGCAAUGAAUUGCUCGACAUUAUUUUACUAAAUAUCGUGGAACCGAACAAAACUCAGAAGAAAAAUGCAUAUCUUCUGGCGAAGGAACUUGUGGUCAAGUGCAGCGAUACUUUGGAACCUUAUAUUCAAGCUUUUUUCAACCACGUUCUCAUACUCGGCAAAGAAGAAAAGAAUCUCCAGAUCGCGAAAAAAGUCUACGACCUAAUUUAUGAACUGAAUCACAUCUGCCCGAGUGUGCUGCUUUCAGUUCUGCCUCAGCUCGAAUGUAAACUAAAAUCCGCCUCCGAGCAGGAACGAUUGGGCGCCGUGGCCCUUCUGGCGAGGAUGUUUUCCGAGAAGGGCUCCCAGCUCGCCAUGCAGCAUGUACAAUUGUGGCGGGCCUUUUUGGGAAGAUUCAAUGACAUCACGGUCUCAAUACGCAUCAAGUGUGUCCAAUACUCGAUGCACUUUCUUCUAAAUCAUCCGGAACUGCGAAAAGAUAUAACGAAUACGCUGAAAUUGCGACAGCACGACGCGGAUGAAAAUGUUCGGUAUGAAGUUGUCAUGGCGAUUGUUACCACUGCCAAGCGGGACUUUGAGGUGGUUUCGGACAGCGAGGAUCUGUUGGAGUUUGUCAAGGAAAGGACUCUCGACAAAAAGUUCAAAAUAAGAAAAGAAGCGAUGUCAGGCCUCGCGAAUAUUUACAAAAAGCACUUGGACGACGCGGACGUGCCUCAGGCAACGAAAAAAGCCGUGACCUGGAUAAAGGACAAGAUUUUGCAUGGUUAUUACAUGCCCGGUAUGGAAGACAGACUUCUUGUCGAAAGGUUACUGAACAUUUGCUUAGUGCCUUACACCCUGCCACCUGAAGAAAGAAUGAAAAAGCUUUACCAUUUACUCGGAACAAUCGACGAUCACGCCUCCAAAGCCUUCGUCGAACUUCAAAAACAUCAACUGGCUGUGAGAAGAUCGGUUGUAGAAUGGAUAGAAAUAAUAAAAAAGACAGACGCCUCGACGGAAUUAACGAACAAGAUUCUGCAAAUUUCUCGGUUUCUUCCGGAUCCGAUGAAAGUUCAAGAGUUCCUUCAGAAAUUCAGCGCUCAUAUGAAAAAGGACCCAGCUCUACUCCAAGGUUUGGAAACGAUAGUCCAACCGAACGUUUCCUGCAAGGAGUGCGCUGAAACGACUAGUGCAGUUUUGAAAAAGUUGGGUCAGCCCGUCAUGACAAAUUUGUACUAUAAUACGAUUAAAAUGCUUUUGGAGAGGGUCAGCUCUGUUAUGAUUGACGAGGAAGCAAUUAGGGUUUUAAUUCAAUACGUCCUGGACUGCUUGAAAGGCGGAAACGUGAUAGAAGAAGUUGGCCUUAAUCCGAAUAACGCGGGAGAAAAAGGCCUCAGGUUACUCGUGAUGCUCUCCUUCGCGUUUGGUCCACAUUUCAUGCACAACGACAUCCUGAUGCAACUGGUUCAGUUCCUGGACCUCGAGGACGAGAUGGUCGCGCCCCUAGUGCUUUCGAUAUUCACUUUCCUCGGCAAGUACCGACCCCUCUGCGACGUCUCGCCCGAAAUUAUGAAUCUGAUGGCGCCAAUCUGCAAGAAUUUUGCCGAGACCGGCACUCCAAAGCAAGCGAAACAAGCCAUCAGAUGUUUAUUUGUCAACAUGCCCAAUAUUCAUGACACCAUCUUCCCGGAAAUCAUCGAGAGAAUCAAGAAUACCCUCACACCUUCCUCCGAGUAUUAUCGAACCUCGAUCGUCACUCUCGGCCACAUUGCCUACAAUCUGCCAGAAAAAUAUCAGGGGCAAAUCAAGAGCUUGGUUUCCAGAAAGAUUGUGAAGGAGUUGCUCGUAAAAGACGUGAGCGAGCCAACUGUUGAUUCGAUAGAAGGCGAGUGGUGUCGUGAAGAUCAACUUCCGGAGGAAACUCGUUGCCGAUUGGAGGGACUCAAGUGUAUGGCUCGCUGGCUCUUGGGUUUGAAAACUGACGUUCUUUCCGCCCAAAAGACUUUCAGAAUGCUGAAUGCAUUUGUCGUGAAUAAGGGUGACCUUUUGCAGCAAGGACGGCUCAGUAAAGCGGAAAUGAGCUGGCUGCGUCUUCAGGCUGGAUGCUCGAUGCUCAAAAUCUGCGAGCAGAAGGGCGUUGGCGAUCAGUUCACGGCUGAACAGUUUUACAAUCUAUCACAGCUCAUGGUUGACGAGGUUUCCCAAGUGAGGGAAGCUUUUGGAAAUAAAUUACACAAAGGCCUCGGCAGAGGAAUUCCAAACAAAUGUCUGCCACUAGAUUUUAUGGGAUACUAUGCUCUUGCGGGCAAAGAACAAGACAAGAAAUUGAAAUGCGUUCUGAAAUCCUACAUGCACACAGACAUUACCAAACGAAGAGAUUACGUGAAGACACUCUCCCUGGGAACUGUCGAGCGAGCAAUGGGGGAAUGUUUCUUUUCCUUGUUGUCAGGUCAACUGCCACAUAUACUGCCAGACUACAUGUUAGUAUUUGCAGUCCCGAUACUAGCACACGAUCCCGAAUUUACGAAUCACUCGGACGUUUCCCAAUUGAAAAUUAUCCAGCAGUGUCUCUGGUUUAUUCUUGAGCCCCUCAUCACGAAAAAUGAAUAUUACUGCUACGGAUUCUACAAGAAUUUGGUGGAAAGAAUGAAAAGCCACAAAGACGCUUGCAGGUCGGACGAUGAUAUCGUGAACGUCAAACUCUGGACUGUCUGCGAUCUUGCGAUGAACGUCAUCUAUUCAAAGACGACGAAUUUUGACUUGAAGGAAUUUCCAAGCGAAUUGAGAAUUCCCACGAUGUAUUUCAAACGCGCUGAUGAGCUUCUGGCCAACACGAAAAAUUAUCUUCCCGCUGAAAUGCAGAUAAACAUGUCCAGUCCAAAGGGAAAAGGAUUGCACUCUCAUGCGUUUAAUGAAAGGACCCAGCGGAAGAAGAAGGGCCACAAGGAAGUUGGAAUUGGGCCAAAUGAAACUGACGCGAGGCCUGCCGAAGCCUCAGAAACUAGGAUUCAACUACCGGGUUUGGAAGAAGAGCUGGAAGAGCCACCUUCGAAGAGGGCAUUAAGGGACACGGAUAAGAUAAAUAAAUAAUUUCCUGUGAACUGCAUUAAGAGGGUAAAGAGAGAAGGGUUCUGGGAAAAGGGAGAGAUAGUGCGACGAAACGAGAGAACGUCUCGCUAUCUAGAAAAACACUUUACAAAUUAGGACACAGAAUAUUUUGGUUAUGUACAACAAUUAAUAUACCUAAGUCGAUCGCGUAUUUUUAGAUAAGUCGUUAACGUUAUGACACACUGCCUGAACUUUGACACGCAUCGGCUUUUGUUCUUUAUUAAUUUCCACUCAUUUUCUUCUCUUUUCUUUUUUUUUUUUUCGUUUCAUUGCUUUUUUGUGGUUUUUUUUUGUUAGUAACAGAACCUUCGCUAUGAUUCCUGCAUGUUUUUUUUUCGUCACUCUUUGAGAAAAAUUCUCUUUUUGAUACAGAAAGGAGAUAUUUGUAUCUUCGGCGAGUGUCUCAUAGCGUGAACUUUUUAGGAUAGAUUUUACUUACGACCGAUGUUAUUACAUUAGUUAAUUAAUUGAUUAAUUUUUCGCCUAAAUUGAAUUUCGGGUUGCUCUGGCUGAAAUCAAUUGGCUGAAGAAAUUGAUCGUCUAUCCCAAUUUCAUUAAUUUUCAUCGGAAUAGGCUGUUCUCUUGUGAAAUUUAAUUUCAUAGCUGGGGGCAGUAUUUUGCGGAAAUUGUAAUUAUUGAAUGAAGUAUUUAAAUUGAAAAUGUUAUUUUUGAAAUUGCGAGUCAAUUUGGGAGGAUAAUUUUUUGAUUUUUUAAAAUUAUUUUUCUGGAUUAAUAAUAUAUAGUGGACGGCAUUAUAGCUGAGAGCUACGCAGCAAUUUUCUACGCAACUUAGGUCUGCACGACUGCGCAAUAGAACUGCGCGAUUGCGAAUUAGAUCUGCGCAAUUGGCUUUUAUGGUAUAAAUAGUUAUAGUGAAUAAGUUUCAUUAUUUAAAAAAAAAUCUGUUCAUCGUUUAAUCGUAUUUUUUUGUUCUCCAUUUAAAAAAAGGUCAACAUUGUAUAUUUUAAAUAAAUAUAGAGCACUGCCCGUAAAUUUUAAUUUCGUCCUCUAUUACUACACAAUUCGCUAUAUAUUAUUAAUUGAGAAAUUCACAAUUUGUGAUUCACUUACAGCUUUUUGAGGGGUUAACCAUCACUGAAUUCAAGUUUAGAACUGUUUCUGAAUUCUUAAAUUCGCUGCAAUUCUAAUGAAUUCCAUUAAAUUCAUCGAAAUAAUUUUUAAUUCAAUGUGAAUCCUUUUGAAUUUACCAGGAUUGUAGAUCAAUUUUGGUAAACUUGAACGAAUUUUAAAUUAUUUUUCUCAAUUAGCAGAGAAUCAAUUAAAUGUCGGCACAGUAUUUUGAAUUUAUGUGAAUGCACUUGAAUUUUUUUAAUUUGUUUCUUUGGAAUCUUUUUAAAUUCACUUGAAUUAUUCGUAAUCUCUACAAAUUCACUUGAAUUCUUUGAAACCUUGUCUGAAUUCUCUACAUUCUUCCAAAUUCUCUGAAUUUU
Belonocnema kinseyi is the source of this 5406-nucleotide messenger RNA. RefSeq names its product sister chromatid cohesion protein PDS5 homolog B (gene pds5). The coding region runs from base 326 to 3937 and encodes 1203 amino acids. Lineage: Eukaryota; Metazoa; Arthropoda; Insecta; Hymenoptera; Cynipidae. Gene Ontology annotation, biological process: mitotic sister chromatid cohesion; DNA repair. Gene Ontology annotation, cellular component: nucleus; chromatin. The transcript is spliced from 16 exons. The record is from RefSeq and is a predicted model, not a curated record.